Messenger RNA from Liolophura sinensis, 5121 nucleotides. Its product is annotated as copper-transporting ATPase 1-like. Gene Ontology annotation, molecular function: copper ion binding; ATP binding; ATP hydrolysis activity. Gene Ontology annotation, cellular component: plasma membrane; trans-Golgi network. The transcript is spliced from 22 exons. NCBI's taxonomy places the organism in Eukaryota, Metazoa, Mollusca, Polyplacophora, Chitonida, Chitonidae. Gene Ontology annotation, biological process: copper ion export; intracellular copper ion homeostasis; copper ion import. The record is from RefSeq and is a predicted model, not a curated record. Bases 151 to 4554 code for a protein of 1467 amino acids.
CGAUGUUGGUGUUGUGCUGGGUAUUACGAUUUCACAGCGCCAAAAAAAAAAAAAAAGAAGUGGUAUCCCGUGGCUGUGAGCGUGUCUGUAUCAACGGUAAUUAAAGCAUUAGGUGACGUGAGCGAGUGGCCGGGCUGUGAUUAGCUCACCAUGGAGAGGACAACUGUUAUUGACGUGCGGGGGAUGACCUGCCAGUCCUGUGUCCGUAACAUUGAAAUGAACAUCUCCCGACAGAAAGGGGUGAACAAGAUUCAGGUGAUCCUAGAGAAUAAGGAGGCAGUUGUAAACUAUAACCCAGAGGAGACCAGCCCAGAGAAAAUUGCUGAUUUGAUAGAUGACAUGGGCUUCCCUGCUAAUGUGAAACCUGGCAUCAGGGGUGCUCUGGCUGGUAAGCGAGAUAAUCCCCUCUCUGAAGCAACAGUUCUUAUAGAGGGCAUGACAUGCAUGUCCUGCGUGAGGAAUAUAGAGAAGAACAUCUCUGGUAAGCCAGGGAUUAUCUCCAUAUCUGUGUCAUUGGUGAACAAACGAGCCGAAGUUGUGUUUGAUCCUGACCAAACUAACCCUGCUGAGAUAGCAGAGUCCAUUGACGAUAUGGGGUUUGAGGCUAAACUACCAGAGGGAAAGAGUCAGCGCAUGUUGAUUGCGCAAAUCCAUGUGGAGGGAAUGACUUGUCAGUCUUGUGUUCGCAACAUUGAAUCUAACAUAGCUGACAAAGCUGGGGUACAGGAAAUCCGAGUGUCACUAAGCGACAAGGAGGCUUUUAUUCUGUAUGACCCUGAAGUCACUGACCUUGAAACGCUGAGGUCACAGAUAGAUGACAUGGGUUUUGAGGCAUCAUUGCCUUCUUGUGACGCCUUGGCAGAAGAGUUUGACAAGCUGGCUUCACGAUCUUCCACUGGAGCUGCUCCUCAAGACGAGUCCUGCCUGAUCGGGAUUCAGGGCAUGACUUGUCAGAGCUGUGUGCGAAACAUCGAGGGACACAUUGGGCUGAAACCUGGCAUCAAAAGCAUUGAGGUCAAUCUGGCCGGAAAAAAUGGCAAGGUCAAGUAUGACCCCAACAUCAUUGACCCAUCGGCCAUUGCUGAAGCCAUUGAUGACAUGGGAUUUGAGGCUAAGGUCCUACAGGGUAAAGUAUCCAAGAAUGCAUCCCAGGCGUCUGAACCCCAACUGUCAUCGGUUAAAAUCGGCAUCAAAGGAAUGACGUGUAACUCUUGUGUGAAGACCAUUGAGGGAAAGUUAUCUGAGCAUCCAGGCGUGAGCAGCAUUAAGGUUUCCCUGGCUGAGGAAACUGGCACCAUAGAGUACUGGCCCAACAAGGUCACCCCCAAGCAGCUGGAAGAGGCCAUAGAUGACAUGGGCUUUGAAGCUAAGGCUCCAGGUAAGGGCUCGGGUAGUACCCCUAGGUCCUUGAGAAGGUCGGUAUCUGAUGAAGACGUCUCUAGAGGUGAUCCUUGGGAACUGAAAAUGGACAACGGUAGAAACAGUGUGCGCUUCAACAAAGAGGUCAUGGAUGACAGUGACCUGGAGAAAUGUUUCCUGAGGGUGACGGGGAUGACAUGUGCGUCGUGUGUGGCGACAAUCGAGAAAAACCUGCUCAAAGUUGAAGGAAUCAAGAAUGUGCUGGUGGCAUUGAUGGCUCAGAAGGCUGAGGUUAAAUAUGACCCAGCCUACAUUCUACCCUCUCAGAUAGCCAACAAAAUCACAGGUCUGGGCUUCAAUGCCAAGGUGAUGGAGUCCGACACUCAAGGGCAGGCAACUGUGGAACUAAGCAUCACAGGAAUGACCUGUGCUUCGUGUGUGCAUCUGAUAGAGUCCAACAUGAAGAAGAAACCAGGCAUCGUCAUGGCUACCGUUGCCCUGGCAACCUGUCGUGGGAAAUUUACGUAUGACACUGAAGCCACAGGACCAAGGACAAUUAUAGAAGAUGUUAAGGCUUUAGGUUUUGAUGCAACACUGCUAACAGAUGGAGACAAACAAAAGGACAUGUUGGACCACAGAGAUGAAAUCAAAAGAUGGCGAUCUUCAUUCCUGUGGUCUCUAACAUUUGGCGUACCAGCCAUUGCCAUCAUGAUGUACUUCAUGUUUGCUAGACCAGAAAAUUCCGAGGAUUUCAUUGGCGAGCACAGCAACAAGACGGUGUAUAGAUCCAACUCCAGUGUGGCGAUAAGAGAUGGCCAUUAUCAGAUCAUGAUCAUCCCGGGUCUCUCUCUGGAGAACUUGCUCAUGUUUAUACUGGCCACACCUGUACAGUUUAUUGGUGGCCGAUACUUUUACAUCCAGGCGUACAAAGCGCUGAAACAUCAUAGCACAAACAUGGAUGUUCUGGUUGUCCUGGCAACAACCAUCUCCUAUCUUUAUUCUGUGGGUGUUACCAUAGCAGCCAUGAUCAUUGAGGAACCAGUCAGCCCUGUCACUUUCUUUGAGACCACACCCAUGUUGUUGGUGUUUAUCUCCCUUGGAAGAUGGCUCGAACACAUUGCUAAGGGCAAGACAUCUGAGGCUCUGGCCACCCUGAUGUCCCUCCAGCCCCCAGAGGCUGUCAUAGUGGAGGUGGACAAAGAGUGGAACAUCCUGAGGGAGGAGGUUCUUAGUGUGGACCUGGUACAGAGAGGGGACAUUCUUAAGGUGGUUCCUGGAGCUAAGAUACCUGUGGAUGCUAAAGUCAUUGAGGGGACAUCUAUGUGUGACGAGUCCCUCAUUACUGGGGAGUCCAUGCCGGUGAACAAAAAGCCAGGCUCUUCUGUGAUAGGAGGCUCGAUUAACCAGAACGGCACUCUGCUGAUAGAGGCCACACAUGUUGGAGCAGAUACCACCCUGUCUCAGAUUGUCAAGCUGGUGGAGGAGGCACAGACGUCCAAGGCCCCAAUCCAGCAACUGGCUGAUGUGAUAGCAGGCUUCUUUGUGCCUAUCGUCUUUGGACUGUCAACGCUCACCCUGAUCAGCUGGCUGAUAGUCGGCUACAGCAAUGUCCGCAUUAUCGAUCCUGACUUCAGUGAGGAUGGCCCUAUCACACAACACGAAGUAAUCUUCCAGAAAGCUUUCCAGUAUGCUAUCACAGUACUCAGUAUAGCCUGUCCCUGUGCCCUGGGGUUGGCCACACCUACUGCCGUCAUGGUGGGCACUGGAGUUGGAGCAACUAAUGGCAUCCUCAUCAAGGGGGGAGAACCUCUGGAAACAACUCACAAGGUGCAGAGUGUUGUGUUUGACAAGACUGGUACCGUAACUCACGGUGUCCCACGUGUGGCUCGCAUUGCGUCGUUUGUGGACGAGUCAGAGUUCCCUUUUGCUAAACUGCUGGCAAUAGCGGGCACGGCUGAGAACAGCAGUGAACACCCAAUCGCUUCCGCCAUUGUCAAGUAUGCAAAGGAGACCCUGAAGGCAGAGACGCUAGGUAAGGUGACUGACUUUCAGGCAGUACCAGGCUGUGGGCUGAAGUGUAAGGUGAGCCAGGUGGAGCUGUUGGUGGCCGAACUGGACCAGGAUGAGCUGAACAACCGGCGUAACUGGGCCGGCAGUGUUCGCGUCACUGUCGACACUCUACCUGUGGACACCAUCAGGGACCAGACCAUGAGGAUUGAAGACAUUCCAAUGAAAGUGCUGGGAGCAGCAUCCUCCCAGAUAUACGAGGUUUUAAUCGGGAACCGUGAGUGGAUGCACCGUAAUGGCCUGGUGCUGACAGACAUGAUGGAGAACACCAUGGGUCAUCAUGAGGAGAAGGGACACACAGCUGUGCUCUGUGCCAUCGAUGGUGUGAUCAUGGCUAUGCUGGCUGUUGCUGAUACUGUGAAGGCAGAGGCUCAUCUGGCCGUCCACACCCUCAAGGAGAUGGGUCUACAGGUGAUCUUACUUACCGGGGACAACCAGAAGACGGCCAGGGUCAUUGCUAAACAGGUGGGUAUAAAGAAGGUGUUUGCUGAGGUGCUGCCCUCCCACAAGGUAAAGAAGGUGAAGGAGCUUCAGAAGGCAGGGCGAGUAGUGGCUAUGGUGGGAGACGGGGUGAACGAUUCUCCUGCCUUAGCUCAGGCAGAUGUGGGCAUUGCCAUAGGAACUGGGACAGAUGUGGCUGUGGAGGCAGCUGAUAUUGUCCUCAUCAAGAAUGACCUGUUGGAUGUGGUAGCUGCCAUAAAGUUGUCCAAGGCUACAGUACGUAGGAUUCGCCUGAAUUUCUUUGCGGCCAUCAUCUACAAUGCUCUAGGAAUACCCAUUGGAGCAGGUGUUUUCAUGCCCCUGGGCCUGUCCCUCAAGCCCUGGAUGGCAUCUGCAGCUAUGGCAGCUUCCUCCGUCUCUGUUGUGGUCUCCUCACUCCUCCUCAAAACGUUCCGUAAGCCCACUCGGGACAAAAUGCUGAAUCAGGAGUAUUACAAGAAAUUCUAUGAAGAACAGGAUGAGAGCAUGGACAACAUUUCCAUGCACCGUGGCGUGGAAGAUGAGACUCCCAGCCCCAAGGGAAGUAAGCAGGGCAGUAUCCUGUCACGUCUGAGUGGGCGAAACAAGAAAUCAGGUCCAGACCAUACCAGUCUGCUAGAGGGUGAUAUGGAGAUGGAGAUAGUCUAAACAAAGGGCAGACAACUUUGAAGUACAGCUUAAAAACAAAUGUGCUAGUAGUAUAUCAUAUCUAUUCAUUGAUAUUUUUUUCCACCUGUUUAAACACGUCUUUUUCGCUCAAUUAAUAUGAUAUUGCCAUUCUUGUAUAACAAGAAACUUAUGGAUGUUUGAUUUUGCAAAUACAUGCACAUGCAUAAAACAAACAUGAUCAAAAAAUAAUGUUUCAAUUGAAUUUGUCUCUAUUUCACUAAAUGUUUAUUUUAUCAAAGAAAUCCAUUUUGUUUAAGCUAAAAAAUGUGUUUUAAGAUAUUAGUUUUUAAGCCAUGGAGAUGUAUGAAGUAUGAAAAUUUACUGAAAAAUGCAGGGGAGCCAAAAAUAUUGUAACUGUAUGAGGGGUAGCAGAGCAAAUAUUUGAACAGUAACCAGAGUGGUAUUUUAAGUACCUCUUCAACAACUGUCAGGUGAAUUUAUCAUUAAUUAUGAUGACUGAAAAGUUCUGAGGUUUUAUGAGUUUAUUUAUGAACAUGCAUAAACUUGAAGUUUGGUAGCUAUUGCCAUAUUGCUUAUGUCUUUUAC